AGUAACAUUCUCUCUUCCACUUCCUCCCUCCCCACGAUCUGCUGCUCCCUUCAACGCUAGAUUUGACAUUACAUUUGUACAGGUCUUUCCUCUGGUCCCCUGAGAGCAUUAGCUCUGCCUGACUCCUCCUGCCACAGGAGCCGCCCUCCUCCGUGAGGCCAGAGAAAUGCAGGCCAUCAAGUGUGUGGUGGUGGGAGAUGGAGCUGUGGGUAAAACCUGUCUCCUCAUCAGCUACACCACCAAUGCCUUUCCAGGCGAAUACAUCCCCACUGUGUUCGAUAACUAUUCUGCCAACGUGAUGGUUGACAGCAAGCCCGUAAACCUGGGGCUGUGGGAUACAGCUGGGCAGGAGGAUUAUGACCGGUUGAGGCCCCUCUCCUAUCCGCAGACGGACGUCUUCCUGAUCUGCUUCUCUCUGGUCAGCCCGGCCUCUUAUGAAAACGUCCGCGCCAAGUGGUUCCCUGAGGUCCGACACCACUGCCCCAGCACCCCCAUCAUCCUCGUGGGCACCAAGCUGGAUCUCCGUGACGACAAGGAUACGAUCGAGAAGCUGAAGGAGAAGAAGUUGUCGCCCAUCACAUACCCGCAGGGCCUCGCGCUGGCCAAGGAGAUCGAUUCUGUGAAAUACCUCGAGUGCUCGGCGCUGACACAACGUGGCCUGAAAACGGUGUUUGACGAGGCGAUCCGAGCGGUUCUCUGCCCCCAGCCCACCAGACCGAAAAAACGGGGCUGCAGCCUCCUCUAGGGAUUCCAGCCCCAGCCCUCAGCUCGCUCCCGACACCAGGCUCUGCCGAUGCAACAGGGGUUGAAAGUGUCAGCGUCUUGGACCUUGGUACCUCUGGUGGUCACAGCGCUUGUUUGUUUCUGCUGCCUAGAAGGACCAAUAUGGAUCUGUAGCACUCGUUUGUCCAUUUGCACAACCUCCCUCCCUCCUCCUGUUAAUUUCUGUAUAGGGAAUGAGAGUCAAUAAACCAACUGUACCUUCCUGA
Emys orbicularis (European pond turtle) is the source of this 989-nucleotide messenger RNA. RefSeq names its product Rac family small GTPase 2 (gene RAC2). NCBI's taxonomy places the organism in Eukaryota, Metazoa, Chordata, Testudines, Emydidae. Gene Ontology annotation, molecular function: GTPase activity; GTP binding; protein kinase binding. Bases 167 to 745 code for a protein of 192 amino acids. The transcript has 7 exons. The record is from RefSeq and is a predicted model, not a curated record. Gene Ontology annotation, biological process: engulfment of apoptotic cell; small GTPase-mediated signal transduction; motor neuron axon guidance. Gene Ontology annotation, cellular component: cytoskeleton; cell projection; cytoplasmic vesicle.